AAAGUUUGUGAACAACUUUAAACAUUAGUCCUCAAUAGGCAGUCGACCGUUGUUACAGUCACAGGUGCUGUUUUGUCUAGUUUCAAGUUUGUCUUCUGUGCCACGACCGAAGCGUAAAAGAGGAAUGCUUGAAACCAACCCAAGUCCAACUCACCCUGACGAAGAUGCAGCUGAGGAGGCCGGACAGGAGAUUGUGAGCCCAGACUCCUACAUCAAGCACCCCCUCCAGAACAGAUGGUCUCUUUGGUUCUUCAAGAAUGACAAGAGCAAAACAUGGCAAGCCAACCUGCGACUCGUCUCUAAAUUUGACACGGUGGAAGAUUUCUGGGCUCUCUACAACCAUAUCCAGUUGUCAAGCAACCUCAUGUCAGGCUGUGAUUACUCCCUCUUUAAGGAUGGCAUUGAACCCAUGUGGGAGGACGAGAGGAACAAGCGUGGCGGACGCUGGCUGAUCACACUCAACAAGCAGCAGAGGAGAUUAGACCUGGACCGCUUCUGGCUGGAGACUCUCCUGUGCCUAGUUGGAGAGGCCUUUGACGACUACAGUGACGACGUCUGUGGAGCCGUGGUCAACAUCCGCACAAAAGGAGAUAAAAUAGCCGUCUGGACAUCAGACUACGAGAACCGGGAAGCUGUGACACACAUAGGGAGAGUUUACAAGGAGCGCUUGGGGCUUCCCAUGAAGAUGACUAUUGGCUACCAAUCUCACGCAGACACAGCCACCAAAAGCGGCUCAACCACCAAGAACAAAUUUGUUGUUUGAGAAAUGCCCUACGUGCCUCUUUCAUUUUCUUGUCUUAUUUGUUGUUGGUGCAUAUGUUUACUUUGCUGCAAAGACUCUGCGGAAUGCAAUCUGGAAGACAAAACCUAAUCAAGGACUACAUGCCAAAUGUUUCCAUAACCUGCCCAGGACUGAACCACAGGAAAAACCCCAUGGAAAACAGAUGAACAUGAAUCUUCCUUAACACUAACAAUGAGAGGUAUUAAUAGUGGAUGAGAUUUAGAGUGCUGCAUACUCUACUAAAAAAAACUUGUGUUGAUUUUUUUUUUUAAUUCAGGGAAUCCUGAAAUACGGAAAAAUGUAAAUUUCUUUCCCGUUUUCUACAGCAUUGUUGGUUUGCUGUAAUACUUAAUGACGUUAAACCCUUUUAAUUUAUUAUUAAUUUGCCUGCAUAUUAUUAGAUUAGAAUCUUGUUUUAUGCUUCUUCUUUUUUUGCCUUGAACUGUUGCACGUAAUCAGCCUUUUUAAAGUAUUUCAUGACUCAUAUUCAUUUGAGUGUUAAUAUAAUUAAAACAUUGGUUUUGCAAUUA
Chelmon rostratus (copperband butterflyfish) is the source of this 1311-nucleotide messenger RNA. RefSeq names its product eukaryotic translation initiation factor 4eb (gene eif4eb). The record is from RefSeq and is a predicted model, not a curated record. The transcript has 7 exons. Gene Ontology annotation, biological process: translational initiation. The coding region runs from base 125 to 763 and encodes 212 amino acids. NCBI's taxonomy places the organism in Eukaryota, Metazoa, Chordata, Actinopteri, Chaetodontiformes, Chaetodontidae. Gene Ontology annotation, molecular function: translation initiation factor activity; RNA 7-methylguanosine cap binding. Gene Ontology annotation, cellular component: eukaryotic translation initiation factor 4F complex; cytoplasm.